This is a messenger RNA of Tuber melanosporum (Perigord truffle), 4900 nucleotides long. RefSeq lists its product as uncharacterized. Gene Ontology annotation, molecular function: small GTPase binding. The record is from RefSeq and is a predicted model, not a curated record. The coding region runs from base 1056 to 4214 and encodes 1052 amino acids. The transcript has 8 exons. Gene Ontology annotation, cellular component: nuclear envelope; cytosol. Gene Ontology annotation, biological process: protein import into nucleus. Lineage: Eukaryota; Fungi; Ascomycota; Pezizomycetes; Pezizales; Tuberaceae.
AGUUCACCUUCCGAAUAUUCGCAGAAAUUGGCCGAGUAUCCUGCUUCGGUCUCUUUCCAUUCGAUACCGACACCCUUGUGUCUGCCCAAGCUUCAGUAUCCAACAGGACUGCUCUCAUGUAUGGCACUUUACUGGGAUGAUCGGAGUUGAAGCUCAUCAUCGCAGUUGCUGCAACCGAAAAUUACUCUCUACAAACGCACUUAGAGGCCUUGAUAACGAUGGUACCAGAGAACCUGAGUGGACUUAUGGUGCCGGUAUCUCCAAGGAUGCUCCUAAGCCCAAGUGACAAACCAGCAGAUGGCCCGAAUGCCGGUAUGGGACCUCUGUCUCUGCUCAGUGGAUAUUCCCAUUAUUUCCCCGAACCGGGAGUCUUCCGGCACAGACCGAUCACCCCCUACUCCAUGUUAAUAACCUUGAUUAACCCAUGUUUUAACUCAGGGUUGGUGGGGCAUGGGCUUGUUUGAGGUAGGGUCCGUCAGGCGUGUUUCAUGUUCGAUACAGUCUGCAGCGAUGCAGCGGGGUAUCAGUAUGGAAAACCUAACGAUUGGAGAAAGAAAGGAAAGAAGAAGAAAAGAAAAAUCAUCUCAGGAAAACUUCUUCCCCGAAGAAGCGUUUUUCCAUUUUAUUCUAUGAUAUUCCUUUGAUCAGGGACAACUUGUUUUUCGCUUCCCAGAUCUUAAUCUACCCCUCCCUCCUCUUCCUUUAUGGUUGUCUCCCAUGUCGUUGCUGUUACAGCACAGUAUCGUUCUGCAGUUUUCUCCCAUUCAGUGUCAAAGCCCCUCGCACCGUUGCCGUGCGUCGUCGUCCUCUCCCCCCUACCGGCUUGCACCCUCCCUAUUGCAAUUCUCCCCCCCUCUCUCUCCCUCUCUCUGCUUAACCCAACCAGGCUAUCGCCUUGAAUCAUAGUUGCCCAAAUACCACCGUGAAUUCUACACCGUGAAUUCUUCUGGGCUCUCUUGCUCCUCCUGCACAGUACUGCUUACCGCAAAGAAACCUUACACUUCUCCUGCCGCUAGCUCUUGGGAGAAGAAACCAUACCUUGAAAAAUUAAUACCAUGAGUGCGGCGAGUGGAAAUGCCGUUCCCCUUACGCCUCAAUUUCUUUUUGAGGCUUUACAAGCUGCGAGUUCACAGUCCCAAGAACUGGUAAAGCAUGCAUCUGCCCAGCUCAAAGAUUGGGAGACACGCCCUGGCUAUUGGAGCCUACUUCAGGACGCUUUCUUCGACCGAUCGUUACCAGUGGAGAUUCGAUGGCUUGCUAUCAUUACCUUGAAGCAGGGGGUAGACAAGUACUGGCGGAAAACUGCAAACAAGCAUGUUCACUAUUUUUCACCCUACGAAAAGGCCUAUUUGCGCUCUCGCCUGCUCACUAGCUCGAUUGACGAACCUCACCACCAACUAGCUCUUCAGAAUGCCGUUAUCGUUGCGAAGGUGGCUCGUUUAGAGUAUCCGUUCGACUGGCCCGAAGUUUUCACUGAGCUCACCUCUAUCGUCCGCGAUGCGUCGCAGUCUACAUCUGAGACCGGUGAGGAUGAGGUGGCUACACUACGCUUGAAGAGAUCUCUGUCUAUAAUGCUCCAUGUGGUCAAAGAGCUAGCAACGGGACGGUUAGUUCGCACAAAGGCCAACUUACAAUCCGUAACCCCCGAAGUCUUCAAAGCGCUCGGGAAUGUCUAUGUUCGUCAUGUUGAAGUUUGGCAUGCUCUCCUUGACCAACAACCAGCACCUACCAAGCUAGUUGAUUCGAUGACGGUCUCGUUACUGACUCUGAAAGUCCUCCGGAGACUGAUUGUUGCCGGUUAUGAGUUUCCCAACAGAGUAGCGGAGGUCCGGGAGCUUUGGUCUAUCCUCUCCGGCCAGGUAUGGGCUAUAUUCGAAGCUGAGAAACAGAUAUCACCCAGCGAAGAGGCAGUCUCAACGCUUUUAAAAAAGCACGUGAUUAACAUAGGAAAAUUAUUUUUGGAGGUUGGGUCAAGCCAUGCAGCAGCUUUUGCAUUAUUACCUGAUACGCUUCGAUUGCUUGGGAAAUACUGGGAGGUCGUAGUUGCUCACGGAAAUUCGCUGAUGCAGCAGAGUAGUCAGCGGGUCAACGGGGAAUCAAAUGGGAAAUCCGAAGCUGAGCAAAAAGCUGAGGAAGGACGCACGAAGUUUAGACAGAGAGUGGCGCUUCAAGGGAUGCUUUUAUUCAGAAAUUGUCUCCGGACAAUAUUUAGCCCAGUAGCUACCUUUAAAUACAGGCACAAGGCCGAGAAGGAUGAGACCAAGGAGGCGACUGCUAUCUUCAAAACUCAAUUGUUCACCCCGGAAACUGUCACCCACUGCAUGGAGGUACUAGUGACAAAAUAUUUUGUGAUACGCCCCUCGGAUCUAACCGAGUGGGAGGAAGACCCGGAGGGUUGGAGCGAGCAGUGGGAGAAUGCCGUGGAGAGUUGGGAGUUUCUCAUAAGGCCUUGUGCCGAGAAGCUGUUUAUGGAUCUGGUUCUCAACUUUAAAGAGACUCUUGGGGAGCCAUUGAUGAGAGUAUUUAGCUCGGUCUCGUCUGAUGAGAAGAGUGACGUUCUCAUAAAGGAUGCCAUAUAUACAGCCGUGGGCCUUGCUGCGCCAGUGCUUCACACAGCUCUUAACUUUGAUCAAUUUAUGCAUAAUACCCUCGUGAAGGAAAUCCAGAUCCGGCAGCCAGGAUACAACAUUCUGCGCCGCCGGAUCGCCAUCCUGAUCGGGCAGUGGGUUAGUGUUAAGAUCUCCUCUGACUCCCGGCCCACAGUUUAUCAAAUUACACAACAUCUCCUUAAUCGCGAAGAUCCUUUGAAUGACUUGGUGGUACGGCUUUCGGCUGCUCGAAACCUCAAGCGGAGCGUAGACGAGUGGGAGUUUCGGGUCGAGUCGUUUCUUCCAUAUGUGGACGAUUUGUUUGCGAAGCUCAUGAGUUUGAUAGAUGAGGUAGAACAGACAGAAGUAAGAAUGGGACUGUUAGACGUCAUUGGGGUUGUCGUAGAGAGGCUGGAGCACAGAAUAGCUCCCUAUGCGGAGAGUAUCAUUACCAUAUUGCCACCGCUGUGGGAACAGACUGGGGAUGAGCAUCUGUUUAAACAGGCGAUCCUAACCAUUCUCACGAAGCUUGUCUCAGCAAUGAAGGAUAAGAGCUUACAAUAUCAUCAUAUGGUGAUCCCGCUUAUUCGGUUCUCGGUGGAGCCAGGCUCAGGUAUGCAAGUAUAUCUCUUGGAAGAUGCCCUUGAUUUAUGGGAAGCAGCCAUCAGAGCUACGCCUGCGCCUGCGCCACAGGGGCUGCUAGAUCUUGUCUCUUACCUUUUGCCCUGUGUAGAUCUUGGAACCCUAACCCUCAGGAAAGUGCUUGACAUAAUUGAGAGCUAUGUCAUUCUAGCACCCCGCGAAAUGAUUGAAGUGCAUCGUGCGGGGAUGUUUGACGCUUUCGCUUCUUUGCAGGGCACAUUAAAGCCAGAAGCGAACGGCAUUGUCACGAACGUUGUUGAGAUUUUAAUCAGGGCUGCUGAGGCACUGGGUGGAGAGCAAGCGCUGGGAGUAGUUGGAAAUGAGUUGAUUCGGAGCGGCUUCUUACCAACCCUCCUUGAGGGCAUCGAGAAGAGCCAUGAAGCGCAUCAGACUACCGGUCCCAAUAAGCGGUACGCGCCAUUGGAUACUAUCGUAAUGACGGACUACUUCUCGGUAUUAUCCAGGAUGGUGUUAGCAAGCACUACGAUGUUUGCAGAGAACGUGAGAGUUUGUGCAGAGAGGAAGGGUCGCACAGGAGAAUCUGACAUGGAAUGGAUUCUAGAGGAGUGGUUUAGACACUUCGGAAACAUUGGACAUCCAAAGCAGAGAAAACUUGGCUGCAUUGCUCUGACAAAGCUCCUCGAGACCAACCAGCGGUGGAUUCUGAAGAGGCUGCAAGAUCUCAUGACCGUUUGGACUGACGUUGUCACCGAACUUCAGGAAAACCAGGGAGCCGAUGCACUGAUCUACUGGGGGGCUGGACAAGAGGGCGCAUCCGAAGACCCUGAAACCGCUGAGAGAAGGCGCAGAAAGGAGCUUCUCAUGUCGGAUCCGGCCCAGUCGAUAGACAUUGCAGCAUUGGUCAAGCAUCAUCUAACUAAAGCGCAGAACGAGAAUGGUGGGCCAGAGUCUUUCAGGAAUGACUGGGCGGUAAAUGUGGACGAGCACGUACUCGCAGAUUUCAGAAAAUUGGGGAUUUUUUAGUCCAUUCGUCCGUCCACACAAUACCGUGUACUGUACAUAGUGUAAUUGCUGUGCGGGGUCUCUUUUGCACCGUACGACCUAGUAGGCAAGGUGGGGAUUAUCAUUACUAUCAAACUUUUAUCAUUUUUCCCAUCUUUUUUCCUAAAGAGCUGAGGAUUAUUUGGGGGAGGUUUUUUUCUUGCCUUGCUCGGUGGUUUAAUGGUGAAGCAAUUUUUUUCCUCCUUCUACCAUAUCAUACUUUUAUGUUUUUAUGUUUUUAUUUUUAUUUCGAUCUGUUUUCAUACCAUUGCUGUUGUUGGGGCGCAGUAUGUAUGUUUCGAAGGAGGUUGAUUGGGAAUGCAAGGCCAAGAGGGGGAGGGCACCCGCUACUGCCGAUGAUUUUUUUUCUUUCUCGCUUUCCCGCUUUAUAUUACCGGUAUGUUGUGUAGGUAUGCAGGUAUGGAGGUAUGAAGACAUGGAGGUGCUGCAUGGAGGUGCUGCAUGGAGGUGCCGGUAUGGACAGCAGUUGCUAAAGGGAUUGCAUACGAUGCGAUAUGAUGGCUGGUAGAAAAAAGUGCAGAUAGGCUGUCAUGCAGUAACUUACAACUUACUCGAGUGGGCGAUUGUAGUGCUGACAGAAGGUGGCCCACCCGUAGUAUAUACUCGAGUAGCGAAUGUUUCCUCGAACACACACUUCUCUUUUCCUG